This is a messenger RNA of Uncinocarpus reesii 1704, 2670 nucleotides long. RefSeq names its product DNA topoisomerase I. The record is from RefSeq and is a predicted model, not a curated record. Gene Ontology annotation, molecular function: DNA topoisomerase type I (single strand cut, ATP-independent) activity; DNA binding. Bases 1 to 2670 code for a protein of 889 amino acids. Gene Ontology annotation, biological process: chromosome segregation; DNA replication; DNA topological change. NCBI's taxonomy places the organism in Eukaryota, Fungi, Ascomycota, Eurotiomycetes, Onygenales, Onygenaceae. The transcript is spliced from 7 exons. Gene Ontology annotation, cellular component: chromosome; nucleolus.
AUGAGUUCUUCCGAUGAUGAUGUGCCCCUUGUUGGGAAGAGGCAGGCCAACGGGGUCUCGCGAGCCGCGUAUCCAUCUGAGGAGCUAGUUUCCAAGACGACUGAUCCCUCAUCUACGAACUCCCCCACCCCGAAUGAAACAACCAAACCCGGUGUUUCCAUCCGUUACGGCCCAAUAGACGAUGAGGACGUGGAAAUGCCAGACGCAGAAGUGAAUGGCGCUGCACAAACCAAACGGAAAUCAAGAGCCAGUGCUGCAAACAUAUCCUAUGCGGAAGCCGAGAGUAGCGAAGAGGAUGAUAAGCCACUGAGCAAGCGUCGCCGUACUUCUACAAAGCGACAAGUACCAGAUUCCGACUCUGAUGAUGCGCCUUUACUUUCGCGUCCUAGGAGAGCCCAGAAGCUUCCUGCGCCAACUGCAGCCGAAGGAGAGGAACUCGCCGCUGAGAAGGCUGAGAUUGAACACCGUGCGGAAUCGGAAGCAAAGGCUAUCCGAAAACAUGAGCGUGAGGAUGCAGCUAAAAAGAAAUCUAUCGCCAGAGUCGCAAAGGCCGAACAAACGAGUCAAGCGACCAAACAAAAGCCAACCAGCAAAAGAGCACAGGCAAAUGGUGUUAAAAAGGAGGAACCCAGUGACGACGACGUUCCCCUUCGCCGAAAGACGGUCACCAAAAAGGCUCCGCAGGCCGCAAGAUCAAAAUCAACGGCUGCAAUCAAAGGAGGAACUAAACCAAAAAAGGAGGAAAGCGAAGAGGCUGAAGCUGAAGCAGAGGAAGAGGAAGAGUACCGUUGGUGGGAAGAUCCCGCAAAGGGAGAUGGUACGAUCAAAUGGACCACGCUUGAACAUAAUGGUGUGGUAUUCCCGCCUCCGUACGAACCGCUUCCCAAGAAUGUGAAAAUGAAGUAUGAUGGAGUUCCGAUUACUUUGUCCUUGGAGGCUGAAGAAGUUGCCGGGUUUUUUGGCAGUAUGCUCAACUCAACCCACAACGUUGAAAAUCCAACGUUUCAGAAGAAUUUCUUCGAAGAUUUCACAGCCAUCAUCAAGAAAACUGGGGGCGCCAAAAACCCUCAGGGAAACGCAGUUCCAAUCAAGGAUUUCAAAAAAUGCGACUUCCAACCUAUAUUUGAAUACUACGAGAUGAAGCGCCUGGAAAAGAAAGCCCUACCAGCGGCAGAGAGAAAACGCCUGAAAGCAGAGAAGGAUGCCGCUGAAGCCCCGUAUAUGUAUUGCAUGUGGGAUGGCCGAAAACAAAAAGUCGGGAAUUUCCGUGUCGAACCCCCAGCGUUGUUUCGUGGUCGUGGAGAACAUCCAAAAACGGGACGUGUUAAAACACGCGUCCAGCCCGAACAGAUUACUAUCAAUAUCGGGAAAGGCGCCGCCGUCCCUCCACCACCUCCCGGUCACAAGUGGAAAGAAGUAAAGCAUGACCAGGAAGGGACAUGGUUGGCGAUGUGGCAGGAAAAUAUUAAUGGAAAUUACAAAUAUGUUAUGCUUGCGGCGAAUUCAGAUAUCAAGGGCCAAAGUGACUACAAAAAGUUCGAAAAAGCGCGUGAGCUCAAGAAACAUAUUGAUCGAAUUCGCAAAGACUAUCGGAAAGGUCUCAAGGAUGAGCUUACGGCAAACCGUCAAAGAGCAACAGCUGUCUACCUUAUUGAUCAAUUUGCUCUUCGAGCCGGUAAUGAGAAAGGAGAGGAUGAGGCCGACACAGUGGGAUGUUGCUCACUGAAAUACGAACACGUCACAUUGAAGCCGCCGAACAAAGUCAUCUUUGACUUUUUAGGUAAGGAUAGUAUCCGAUUUUACGACGAGGUGGAAGUCGACCAUCAGGUCUUUAAAAACCUAAAGUUUUUCAAGAAGGCCCCCAAAGGUGAGGGAGACGAGAUAUUCGAUCGACUCACGGUUUUCCGUACAUAUAAUGCUUCUUACACUAUGGCUACUCUCUUGAAGCAAAUGCAGGCGACUGGGACUGUCCAUGAGAAAGUGAAGCAGUACAAUGAUGCCAAUCGCAAAGUUGCCAUUCUUUGCAACCAUAAACGCACGGUAGCAGCCGGCCAUGCGAACCAAAUGGAAAAGUUGAGUGAACGCAUCAAAGGCCUUUCGUAUCAAAAAUGGCGUAUCAAGCAGAUGAUGAUUGACCUUGAUCCGAAAAUCAAAAAGAAGAAAGGUCCAGAGUUUUUCCAGCUGGAUUCUGACCUUGACGAAGAAUGGGUCAAACAGCAUCAAGCUUUCCUUGUUGAAGAGCAGCGUCAAAAAAUUCAAAAGAAAUUCGAAAAAGAAAACGAAAAGCUCCGCGCUGAAGGAGAAAAGGAAAUGAAGGCAAAAGAGCUGGAACAGCGACUUGAAGCUGCUAAGGAACUUGAGGCAAAAUUCAAGAAAGAAAACAAGACGAAAAAAGUUGAAGUCGAGGGCAAGGGGAUGACGAUCGAAAAGCUUGAGAAUAAUCUGGCCAAACUUGAUCAGAGAAUUGAAACCAUGUCGUUGCAAGCCCAGGAUAAGGAAGAAAAUAAAGAGGUUGCAUUGGGAACAUCUAAGAUCAAUUAUAUCGAUCCCCGCCUAACGGUAGUGUUUUCGAAGAAGUUUGACGUGCCCAUUGAGAAAUUCUUCUCAAAGACUUUGAGGGAGAAAUUCGAUUGGGCUAUUAAAUCAGUUGAUGAGGAUUGGGAGUUCUGA